This is a messenger RNA of Mollisia scopiformis, 537 nucleotides long. RefSeq lists its product as uncharacterized. The transcript has 2 exons. The record is from RefSeq and is a predicted model, not a curated record. Bases 1 to 537 code for a protein of 178 amino acids. Lineage: Eukaryota; Fungi; Ascomycota; Leotiomycetes; Helotiales; Mollisiaceae.
AUGGCUUCUUCUCUCCAUAAAGCAGAAGAUAAAUCAUUUGCGUUAAGCAUUCGAAGUAGAUCCGACCUUGAUGAAGAUGGAAAGAUAACCUUGGAGCCAGUUAAGGCAGAUUCUCAAAACGCUUCUAACUCCGCGAGUGUUGCGCAAGGAAGCCCCCAAAAUACAAUGACCACUCCUACCCCGGAACCAACCACUACAGUCAACUCCAACUCUUGCUCUUCUGCGCCAACACAAGAUUUCAAGGAGUUCAGACGAGGAUCACGAACCCCCCAAAGCGUGAUGACUCCGGAGCAAAGAGAAGCGUACAGUCUAUCGAAGAAGGCUCGACGUGAAGAAUUCAAAGCUGCACAUGCCAAUCGACCGCCGAUUCAACGUCCUCAACGAAGUCAGCAGCAUUUUAGAGACAGGUUAGCACAGCGAGAUUUUGAGCGAGAGCAACAAGCACGAGAGAAGCAGGUGCAAUCAACACAUUCUACUCCAGAUGUCCAGGAUUCUGGUGUUGACAGCGGGACGAACGCUGGGGAGUCAAACGGCUGA